This is a messenger RNA of Cotesia congregata, 2842 nucleotides long. Lineage: Eukaryota; Metazoa; Arthropoda; Insecta; Hymenoptera; Braconidae. The record is from the annotation of a GenBank genome assembly.
AUGACACGUAAAAGUGAUAAGCCGGCAUUCUAUGUUGUUCAAUUCUUGGACUUGCCUUAUGAAGGUAUUGAUGAUUACGUAUGCGUACCACACACUUGGGUAAUGGUACAUAAAGUACACGAUAUGAAAGCUGUUGUUACCUACCCUACAGGCGAAGAUCCUUCCCUCACAAGAGAUCGCGUUAAAAGAAAGGAAAAAUGCGAUCAUGAGUGGAAAUUUUUUAUGGCUGCCGUCAAAUAUCACUCAAAUAGUUACCAAAAUGCAGAAGCUUGGACAGCGUCAAGAAAUGAUCAUCGACUUUUAGUAGAAAGAGAAACAAGAAAAAUGCCUGAUACGCAACCAGAAUCUGCGCCGAACCUGAAUUCGCGGAAUUCCACUCAAGGUAACUCGUCGAAAUUUAAUGAUAAUCCUCGGAAACCACUGCCGAGAACAUUAAUCACGCGACCAAGUUUACCAGAACUGAACGAACAACUUGAUGGAAAACGGUUUAAACUGAAGAAAGCUGCUAAGCCAUCUAGCGAUUCUGUUACCGACGCUAAUACAGAGUCAAUAAGGGAACAAUCGACCAACAUUCAAGACAACCGAUCAACGAAACUCACUCAGACACAAGAAACUGCUGCUGCUUCCAAAAUUAACUCGAGAACUGAACAAAGAACUCAAACUCAGCGUACCGAGCAAAACAAAGAAGCUCUAAGCUUACCUGUAAUAGACGUUGAUGGACCGCCUGAAGUUAUGGAAAUUGAUGACAGACAUCAUUCACCAGGUAUUAAAACGUCCAAUCAAAACAAUAGCACUAGCCACAGUCACCUUUCUGACACAGCGGCUGUACCAAUGUCAGCCACGAAACCUUUAACUUCAACCGAACGGAACACUCAACCAUAUCAGUAUAAUAAUCAACAACAUAUUCUAGAUAACAGAAAUUCAUUAUCGAUUUUCGAAACACAGUUAGAAAAUAUCCGAUCUCUUGCCAAUGCUCAUAACGAUCACGAACUACGCAGUCAUGAAGUUUCAUCUAACACACCAACUACCUCUCAUAAGGUAAUGAACUCACUUAAAAUACCUGCUCAACUAUGUGAUAAUGUGUAUGGAACAACAGAUUUUGUACAGGCUCGAAAUGCGAUCGAUAAGAAAAUAUGUCGUAGGAAAAUGAAUAGGAAUUUGGAAAUUGUCGCACAGAAUUCGUCGAAUUUAAUGGGACAACCCGGAUCUUUAUCAGCGCGUUCUGUAGAAGAACAAUCAUCAGUAGUUGCUCAGACUCGAUCACAAGAUGGUCCUCGAGUUCGAGAAAUGCACCCUGGAAAUAGCACAGACCAAACAGCUCCGCUUUGGCAGAUCAUAAUCAACUCUCCAGAAAUUCAGCAUACACCGAAAAGAAAUGCUGAAAGUACUAGCAAUACUCUAUUGGCUUCACAAAACCUGCCAAGCUCAUCUUAUAUUCCAUCUACUGGACAAAUUUUAACGAAACCAUCCAAUCCGUUGUAUCAGACUUCCAAAUUUCCACAACAGAGACCGUCACAGUCGAAUCAGCAAGACUCACAGCGACAACCGCAGAUACCGGAUAUACGUACUAGCGUCUCGAACGAACUACAAAAAGAAACGCAAAUGCCUACUCUUCAAGAGGUCAAAAAGAAAGUGCAGUCAUCUGUUCUGUCAAAUUUACUGAAAUCAAUGCAAUCAACGCUAUCAGCUAAUCACAAUGAAUACCUUCGAAGUGAAAAGCAAGCAAGGCUGAGUCAACAAUCUACUGAACAUAAUAAUAGAGAGUUAACAUCGAGCCCGAAAAAUGUCGUAGUAUCAACAACAAGCGAUAAACAUCAACACGUAAUAGACAAUACGCGUCAAACAGGCGAGUGCGUCGUAAAACCUGUGUCACCACAUUAUGCGGUAACUUCAGAUUCCGAUACAGUUACGGAUGAAGGAAUUUUAGACCACGAGUUGUCUACAGACAGAGCACCUGUUGAGAGAAUAAAUGAUAGCACCAGCACUGAAAUCACUCCUGCAAGUAGCUCCGCAGACAGGCCAACAACUGCUGAAAAUUCUACAUCAAUAAACUCUUCUACUGAUGUCAGGUCUUCUUUAGAGCAGGGAAUAUUGAACAACUUUGCUGACCUCUUCACUCAAAUAAGCUCUACUUUGCGUUAUACUACUGAUAUGUACAGCACCUUACGAAGUUCAAUCCUUGACACUGCCCAGACAUAUAAAAAGUUACUAGGUGCAGUCGAACAAUUCAACUCAACGCAAAAUUCAGCCGACAAUAAAUCUUUUUCGAUUAACUCGAAACCAGAAGUCCGAAAGUCUCCUAAAAGAAGACACACUGAAGUAACAGCAAGUACUAGUUCCAUUACUCAAGAUCAACAUAGUAACGACGAUGCUAACGAACCACCGAAGAAAAAAUACAACUCAUGGCGUUUUGUCCUACCACCGGAAUAUGAUCCUCAUGAUACAAAAUGGACAUUGAAGUAUCGGACUAAUCUGCCAGGCCUCAUAGAACUUAGGCCUCAAAGGGGUGUUUGGGUCAGCUACGGAGACCUCAAAUACUGUCAGCAAGUAUCAAAAGAUUGCAAAUCAUUAGCACGACGAUUAUUAUUAGCAGUAUUCAACAGAAAAGCACUGAGUGUUUGUUUAUCAAUUACUGAGAGAGCGCAGGCUUCUGAUAAUGUUGGAUCUAAUGCUAGGCCAGAAUUAGAUGAUCAUGCGUGUACAGUACUGUUAAAUUUUGUUUUAGAGCACGGACUCCAACGUGGUUGGAAUACUGACAUACAACCUAUUCUCAAUACUUUGCACAGUAAGAUUCAAGAGAUUCGAUUCAAAUACGGUGUCGUGGUUCAAUGCCACUUACUAU